GGUGUGGUGGUAGAGAUGUGCUCGGCGUGGGGACUCUGGGGCCGGCGGACGCGGGCCCUGCUAUGCUGCGUCCUGCUGUUGGCAUGGGAAGCGGCACGGGGGCAGCUGCGGUACUCGGUGCCGGAGGAGAUGCCCAAGGGCUCUUUCGUGGGAGAUGUGGCCAAGGACCUGGGGCUGCAGAUGACGACGUUCAGUGACAGCGGCAUUCACCUUGUCUCGGAAGGUAGGACGCAGUAUUUCUCUCUGCACGGAAAGACGGGACAUUUGGUGACGGCAGAGAGGAUAGACAGAGAGCAGCUGUGCCGGCUGCUGGAGAAAUGUGUGCUGCGGCGUGAGCUGAUAGUGGAAGGGGAAAUGAAGAUUUAUGAGAUCGAAGUGGAGAUCACGGACAUUAACGACCACUCUCCUAGCUUUCGAGAGACAGAAAAAGAACUGAGAGUGAGCGAGAGGAUAGCUCCUGGUUCACGACUUCCUCUGCCUGAGGCUCACGAUCCGGACGCAGGAUUAAAUUCCCUCCUGAGCUAUGAGCUGAGCGGUGACGAACACUUCUCCCUGGCAGUGCAAGAGAGCCCCGGCAGCGAUCGGCGUCCCGAGCUGGUGCUCGCCAAGGCACUGGACCGGGAGGAGGAGGCAUUUCACGAGCUGGUGCUGAAGGCGAGGGACGGCGGAGAGCCGUCACGGACGGGCACGGUGCGGAUCCGCGUGGUUGUGCUGGACGCAAACGACAACGCGCCCGUGUUUAGCCCAGCAGAGUACACGGUGCGUGUGCCUGAGGAUGUGCCCGUGGGCUCCGCCCUUGUCACCGUCACGGCCACCGACCCUGACGAAGGGCUGAAUGGCCAUGUGAGAUACGUUUUUAAUAAAAUCUCAGACCGAGCGUCAGAGCUUUUCCAGCUUGACCCUGAGACAGGAGAAAUAAUUCUUAAGGAAAAAUUAGACUUUGAGGAGAUCUCCUCACAUGAAUUAGAGGUGCAGGCAUAUGAUGGGGAAGAACUUUUCGACAAGGCACAGAUCACAAUAACCGUGACAGAUGUCAAUGACAACGUGCCCGAGAUUUCAGUUAGGUCGACGCUCAGCGAGAUCUCUGAGGACGCCCCGUCAGGAACGGUGGUGGCCCUGCUGCACGUGCAGGACCGGGACUCAGGAGCCAACGGCCAGGUGCGGUGCUCCCUGGACGCGGGAGUCCCGUUCCGACUGCAGAGCUCUCGCGGCAACUACUACAGCGUGGUGACGACGAGGGAGCUGGACCGGGAGGAGGUGUCGGAGUACAACGUGACAGUAAGGGCGGCCGAUGGCGGGUCGCCGUCGCUGUGGAGCAGCACGGUGCUGAACCUUAGGGUGCUAGACGUGAACGACAACGCGCCGGUGUUCAGCGAGGCGAGCUACAGCGCCCGGCUGCCCGAGAACAACGCGGCGGGCGCGCUGGUGCUGACGGUGCGGGCGCGGGACGCGGACUGGGGUCAGAACGCGCGCGUGCGGUACCGUCUGGGCGAGGGGCGGGUGCGUGGCGCGGCGCUGUCGUCGUACGUGUCGGUGCAGGCGGAGACGGGCGCGCUGUACGCGCUGCGCUCCUUCGACUACGAGGAGGUGCGCGAGGUGGGGCUGUGGGUGCUGGCGGAGGACGGCGGCUCGCCGGCGCUGAGCAGCAACGUGUCGGUGCGGAUCGUGAUCGUGGACGAGAACGACAACGCCCCGCAGGUGCUGUACCCGCCACCGGCGGCGGGCGUGCCCGGGUCCGGUGUCCGUGGCUGGUCGGGGGUGGAGCUGGCGCCGCGGUCGUCGGAGCCCGGGGCGCUGGUGGCCAAGGUGGUGGCGGUGGACGCGGACGCGGGGCAGAACGCGUGGCUGUCGUACGAGCUGGCCAAGGCGACGGAGCCGGGGCUGUUCCGCGUCGGGCUGCACAGCGGCGAGGUGCGCACUGCGCGCUUCCCGCUGGCCCGCGACGCUGCCCGGCAGAGCCUGGUGGUGCUGGUGAAGGACCACGGCCGGCCGGCGCUGUCGGCCACGGCCACGCUGACCGUGGUGCUGGCCGAGAGCGUGGCCGAGCUGCUGGCCGAGCUGGGCAGUGAGGCUGCGGCGGCGGUGCCGGGCGAGGCGGCGGGCAGCCUGACGCGCUGGCUGGUGCUGGCCGUGGCGGCCGUCUCCUGCCUCUUCCUCGCCUUCCUGCUGCUGCUGCUGGCACUGCGCCUGCGGCGGUGGCGCCGCUCGCAGCUGCCUCCUCCUGCGGGCGGUGCCUUGCGCGGCGUGCCGGCCACGCACUUCGUGGGCAUCGACGGCGUCCGCGCCUUCCUGAGCUCCUACUCACACGAGGUUUCGCUCACUGCCGACUCACGCAAGAGCCAGCUCCGCUUGUCGCCCGGCAGCUGCUGCGACACCCUCCCUGCCCGCCCGCUGCCCGACGAGCCCGCACCGCUGCUCGGUGAGGAUCCUGCCGGUGCACCGCCGCAGGAUGUCAACAAUGCUCCGGGUUAA
Molecule: messenger RNA, 2472 nt
Organism: Dryobates pubescens (Downy woodpecker)
Lineage: Eukaryota; Metazoa; Chordata; Aves; Piciformes; Picidae
Product: protocadherin gamma-A10-like
Exons: 2
Coding region: 16-2472 (818 amino acids)
Biological process (GO): homophilic cell-cell adhesion
Cellular component (GO): plasma membrane
Molecular function (GO): calcium ion binding
Source: RefSeq, a predicted model, not a curated record